AUGUGCUCUUCAGAGGUCGUGGUGAACAACCUGGGUGGCCAUGGUCCGGACACCUCGCAGCCACGGGAGCUUCGUUUCAGAGGUGUCGGCCAGACUUCCCAGGGGCAGGUGGAUGCGGUGCUCCGGGUGCCCUCUGGUGGGGUCUACUGGCCGAAGCGCCCCGCGCUGAACGGCCUCGUCGGGGACCACGGGGCGGCCUCGGUGAACGUGGCACAAGGCCACGAGGCCGACCUGGAUCUGCUUUUCGUGCGCUCCGCGCACGACGCGCAGGCCGGCGGCACUGGGGAGGUGGUCAAGUUGCGGCGGCUCUUUGUCUCGGUCUUCGACUCCGAGGAUCCCAUUCCGAGCAUUGUGUCUUCUGGGGAGAUCUUCAUGAGAGGCUUCGAGGCAGCCAAGUGGCCGAACGGCACAAGCACACCGAUCGGGACCCUUGUCCACCCAAACCAGGCCUGGAGCCUCCCCAGCGGGCCAGCGCCGCUCCUCGAAUUCCGCGACGUGCACACGGUGUCCAUCCGGCUCCGGGCUCUGGAAAGCCCAGGGAACUCCAUGGGAGGGCUCUGGGCCGGCCGGAACUUCUUCAUCGCCGUGCGCUCUCCGGAUUUGCAGGAGGUUGCGAGCCACGAGAGGAAGGGGCCCAUCGCCGUGCUGCCGAGCCCGCACUUGCCGAAAGGACACUUCCAGAGGUCCCAGGCGAAGGUGGACGCAGUAGCACCCAAGCACUAUGGCGACAGCCUCCUCCUUACUGCUCAGAAUGUCGUGUACAACAACCUCGGGGGUGCAGGGCCCCAUACGGACGAGCCGCCGGUGCUUCGCUUCGACCACGCCGGCUACUUCAACGGCCGGCCCCUGGACGUGGUGCUUCGGGCCCGAGGUCCUUACCAUCCCAAGAAGCCCGAGUUCAACGGCCAGCUCGGGAACGACUUCGGGGCAGCCGUCAACGUGGCGCUUGGAACCUCCCUUGAUCUGGAGAUCUCCUUAGAGCAGCACUUGCAGGGCGAGCAGAAGGCGUCCAUCCAGGUGCCGCAGCUCUUCCUCAGUGUCUGCGAUGCCGAGGAGCCGGAUGCGCACCUGACAGCCUCCGGGGAGGUCGCUGCCUCCCACAUUCAGGGCGCCUUCCUGCCCAACGGUACAGUGCUGCACGGGCCGACGGGUGAGAUUGCCUACAGCAUGCCGCCUGGCCCGGCGCCAAUCUUCGAGUUUCGGAACGCGUCCUCCAUCCAGGUCACGCUGAGGGCUGCGGCAGAGCCAGGCAGCGCCGUCGGAGGUGCCUGGGCCGGUCGCACGUUCCUGCUGGCCCUGCGCUCCCCAAGCAUCCUACAGGAGCAGAAGCUCGGGGUUCAGCAAGAGCUGCCGGGUAGAAUUCCUGCAGGCGCGCCGCGCAGCCCGACCCCGGGAACUCCUGCGGACUGGGAGGAUGUCAAAGUCUUCCUGCCCUCGCCGCUGGGCACGAAGCUGGUGCUCAACCAGUACAACGUUGCCUUCAACAACCUGGGAGGUAAGGGUCCUGGACAUUCGGACGAGCCGCCCGUCAUCCGCUUCAGCAACAUCGGAGCCCACCAGGGAAGAGGCCUCGACUUGGUCGUGCGCGCCUUGGGCAGCUACGAGCCCAGCCUUGUUGGCCUCAACGCACAGCUGGGCCACCGUGGUGUGGCAGCGGUAAACGUCAAGCUCGAGACCUCCGUAAAGCUUCAGCUGGAGAUCGUAGCCUCUGAGGCGGCAUCGCCCGAGCCCAUCUCGCUCAAGCGGCUCUACCUGUCCGUGUGCGACACGGAGGACCCCAUCGAGUCGCUGUCGGCGGAUGGGGAGGUUCAGACGAGUGGCUUCCAGGCCGUCAAGCUGGCCUCUGGGCACUGGGCCUCUGCUUCCUCGCUAGACCUGGCUCGGGAGACGGCAUGGGCCGCCUCGCACGGCCCCGCGCCAGUCUUCGCCUUCUGGAACACCGGGACCUUGGUGCUGACGCUGCGGGCGCUGCGGAGCGGUGGCGGAGCACUUGGAGGAGCUGUGGCUGGUCGGACCUUCUUCAUAUCCCUGUGGUCCCCAGAUGUGGAAAAGGCCAUGGCUUCUUUCUGA
Symbiodinium natans is the source of this 2070-nucleotide messenger RNA. Lineage: Eukaryota; Dinophyceae; Suessiales; Symbiodiniaceae. The record is from the annotation of a GenBank genome assembly.